GAUUCUUGAUUGCAUCAUCUUUUUUUCUGUUCAAAGAAAUACAAAUUUCUGAAUUUUUCUCUUGAUUGAAAAUUGUGAAACACCCCAAAAAUACAAAACAAAAUGAUUCAUUUUUUAUUUUCGAAUAAAUAAUUCUUUAUUGUUUCAUCACUACAUCACUCAUUGAAAAUUGUUCCUAAUUCUGUAUUUUUUAUUUCUUGAUUUUGAUUUUUUGUCCGAAUAAAAAAAAAUUAUGUCAACCAAGAUAAUAAUAUCAUCAACAAUGUAUCCACAACGUUUACUAAUACAAAUGUUUAUCAUAAUAACAUUUGCAGCGGCAACAUUCAUUAUGACAGAUCCAAUAAUAAAUCAUCAACGGGAAGAUGAUCAACAAAUUAUAACGAAAAAUCUAAUGAAUAAUAAUAAUAAUAAUAAUGAUAAUAAUAAACAAAAAUAUUUAGUAUAUGAUGAUGAAAAAACACGUGCUGCCAUUGAUGAAUUGAAUGAAGUAUUACGUCAUAUAUUUCCUGUAGUACCAAAUAAUCAUCAUAUUCAUCAUCAAAAUCAUCAUAGCCAUCAUUAUUAUUUUAAUAAACAACCAUUGCAGCAACAGCAACAACAACAACAACAAUUGUAUCAACAUUAUCCAAAUCAUCAGCAACGAAAACAGCAACAACAUUUUUUCUGGUCACAUGGUAUAUUUUCUGAACCAUCAACAUCAUUAUCAUCAAAUUUGGAUUCAUUGAAUCAGCAUCGUCGUCUACAUCAAUCAUCAUCAUCAUUACCAUCACAGUUUUCAUCACAUACAGAUAUGAACGAUGUUAAUAGUAAUUCUAUUGAUAAUGAAGAUGAUGAUAAUAAUAAUGAUGAUGAUGUUGAUGAUGUUGAUCUAAAUGAUUCGGAUAUUAUCAUUCGUAGUAAUAAUAAUAAUAAUAAUUUUAAUGAUAAUAAUGAUGAAUUGGCAGCUAAAAAAUCUAAUCAAAUUAUUUCAUUGGAUAAUACAAAUCGACAAUUACCAUUACAAUCAUUAUCAUCAUCAUCAUCAUCAUCACCAUCAUUCGUUAACAUUGCAACAAAACCCAGUAUUAUGAUGGAAAAUAUGGAUCAUUCGUCUACCGAUAGGAUGAUUAAUAACAAUAAUAAUAAUAAUAAUCAACAAUCAAAAAAUAUAUUAUUAUCAACGAAAACAACAGCAAUGAAAAUAUUGCCACGAAUAUCAUCAUUAUCAUCAUCAUCGACAAGAGCAUUAAAUCUAGAAUCAAUUGAUAAUGAAAAUAAUGUAAUCAUCUUUGUUAUUUAUAGAAUUACGUUCGAAAUGAAUAAUAAUAAUAAUGUACAUUUAUCAUGUAUAUGUUGA
Molecule: messenger RNA, 1336 nt
Organism: Dermatophagoides pteronyssinus (European house dust mite)
Lineage: Eukaryota; Metazoa; Arthropoda; Arachnida; Sarcoptiformes; Pyroglyphidae
Source: RefSeq, a predicted model, not a curated record